Blumeria graminis f. sp. triticale is the source of this 642-nucleotide messenger RNA. NCBI's taxonomy places the organism in Eukaryota, Fungi, Ascomycota, Leotiomycetes, Helotiales, Erysiphaceae. The record is from the annotation of a GenBank genome assembly.
AUGAUAUUCUGCAUCUUUCAGCAUUGCGGCGACUCUAACAGAAGACGGAACCCGAUACUUACCAAGAUGCGUUCCAUAAUCUCGAAAUUACUGAUCGCUUUUCUCUUACCUCUAUACGCUAUCGCUUACCGCAAAAAUUCAAGUGAUGUAGAGACUUAUGAUUGUGGUUCCACGGUUAAAUUCCACACGUGCGACAUCGAUAGGGCCCUAACUCGUAUCAAACGUCGUUACAAAAAAAUAACAAAACAGAGCAACGAAUUGCCUACCCUAAAGAGCAAGAUCGAGAGGACUUUCCGAGAUCGGAUGGUUUACAAAGGAAAUUAUUUUAAUACUAAUGAUAUUUAUCAUACUAAGCUUCGAAGCCGGAUCACCGCAAAAAGAUGGAAAGGAAUCCUUGCGAAUCGUUUUGAUGUCAUCGCCUGGUGCUCGGUUGUCGACAAUUGUAAAAUCCUAGGUAUCACGCGAAAGAAUCAUUUCAUCAGAAAAGAAUAUCUAUGUCGAAAAAUAAUGAACAGUUCAGACUCAGACAAACCUAGCGUUUCUCCUUCAGCAGCUGGCUCGUCACAUAGCCUAAAUUCGGAUAAAGUUGAUUAUUCUCCCCCUAAUAGCGAGAGCCCCCGCUCGCCGAGAGGAGAUUCAUGA